Salmo salar (Atlantic salmon) is the source of this 1262-nucleotide messenger RNA. RefSeq names its product transcription elongation factor A (SII), 1 (gene tcea1). Gene Ontology annotation, molecular function: nucleic acid binding; zinc ion binding. Gene Ontology annotation, cellular component: nucleus. Gene Ontology annotation, biological process: DNA-templated transcription; transcription elongation by RNA polymerase II; positive regulation of transcription by RNA polymerase II. NCBI's taxonomy places the organism in Eukaryota, Metazoa, Chordata, Actinopteri, Salmoniformes, Salmonidae. The record is from RefSeq and is marked provisional.
CCUUUGUCGACAACGAUUUCCUCUCUUUGCAAUUUGAACGUUUUAGAGGAAAUUAUUCACAAUGGGUAAAAAAGAAGAAGAGGAAAUCAUAAGAAUUGCGAAGAAGAUGGAUAAAAUGGCGCAGAAGAAAAGCGGGGUAGGGGCACUGGACCUUCUGAAGGAGCUGAGGGCUGUACCAAUGACUCUAGAAUUACUACAGUCCACUAGGAUUGGGAUGUCGGUGAACGCCAUCAGGAAGCAGAGUACCGACGAUGAGGUCACCUCUCUGGCCAAGGCCCUUAUCAAGUCCUGGAAGAAACUCCUAGAUGAGCCAGGAGGUGGAGACAAGUCGUUAGAGGAGAAGAGGAAAGAGUCGUCAACACCCACCAGUCUGGUGUCUCCGACCCAGGGAAGUCCUGAACCCCGGGAAGAGAGUAAUGACUCCAGCAGUAAGAAUGAGCCUGUUGAUGUGAUGCCCUCCAUCUCCCUGAUCUCCACGUUCCCCCAAGCCCCCUCCACCUCCGACUCCGUCAGGAUCAAGUGUCGUGAGAUGCUGUCCCAGGCUCUACAGGCUGGAGAUGACUACAUCGCUAUAGGAGCUGACUGUGACCAACUGGCAGCUCAGAUUGAAGAAUAUAUCUUCUGUGAGUUUAAGAACACAGACCCCAAAUAUAAGAACCGUGUCAGGAGUCGAAUCGCCAACCUGAAGGACAUCAAGAACCCCAACCUCAGGAAGAGUGUUCUCUGUGGGAACGUCUCCCCCGACCGCAUGGCCAAGAUGACCGCUCAGGAGAUGGCUAGUGAUGAGCUGAAGCUGAUAAGGAAGAACCUGACCAAAGAAGCCAUUAGAGAUCACCAAGUGUCCCAGACCGGAGGAACCCAGACUGACCUGUUCACCUGCGGCAAGUGCAAGAAGAAGAGGUGCACCUACACUCAGGUGCAGACCCGCAGUGCUGAUGAACCCAUGACCACCUUCGUCUUCUGUAAUGACUGUGGGAACAGAUGGAAGUUCUGUUGAGAUCGGGAGAAGGAGACCUUCAGACAGAACCAACCAACCAUACAGACGCACCCUCUAUUUCUAUUGGAAGAUAUUGUCCAUAGCCCCUGUCCUCAGCCGUUCAGAUGAUAAACACUGUUUCUUCUGUUACCAUCCAACAUUUUAUAUGUAGUUUUAACAUUUAGACAAAACUUGGAUCUACAAUUUACUAUAGAUUUUAGCUUCUUCGACCUUCAUGAAUUUUUAUUUUAUUUAAAUUUACCAGUAAAAUUUUAUCCAUUUGUUU